Neoarthrinium moseri is the source of this 2688-nucleotide messenger RNA. RefSeq lists its product as uncharacterized. The record is from RefSeq and is a predicted model, not a curated record. Lineage: Eukaryota; Fungi; Ascomycota; Sordariomycetes; Amphisphaeriales; Apiosporaceae. Gene Ontology annotation, molecular function: calcium ion binding; calcium channel activity. Gene Ontology annotation, cellular component: membrane. Gene Ontology annotation, biological process: intracellular calcium ion homeostasis; calcium ion transmembrane transport. Bases 1 to 2688 code for a protein of 895 amino acids. The transcript has 2 exons.
AUGAGGAGCAAUGCCAGCUCUACCGGAGCUCGCAAGGCCAACCAGGGCUUGACUUCGGCCUUGGACGGGGCCGCCUCGCCGCCUACUAAUGAGAAGCAAGGCAUGUUCCACCGUGGUAGACGAUCCAAGAAGCCUAGCCGGAGUGGCACUGCGGGCUCCGACGACUUCUCUCUGAACGCCAUGGGAAGGAUCUACAACAAAAUUAUUGGAUUUUCCGUAGUCACGCGGUAUCUGGUUUACAUUGUGCCUGUUGCACUCCUCCUGGCUGUUCCUCUGAUCGUACUGCCGCUCACUGGGCAUGAUAAAGAUCAAGUUGGAAGAGGCGCUUCGACAGGGAAAGAUGAGAAGGGCAACGACAUAUUUGCUCCUGGUCCAACUAUGUUCAAUCUUUUCCUCUGGAUCGAGCUCGCAUGGCUGACUUUGUGGGCUGGAAAGACUGUAGCCCACCUUCUGCCUCCCGUCUUUAUGUUUGUGUGUGGAGUUGUCAGCUCUGGAACUCGCAAGUACGCCGCUGUGCUGAAGGCAUUGGAAAUUCCCUUGUCACUGUUCUUCUGGGCGCUGGCUACCUGGUUGACCUUCAAGAACUUGUUUGGUGGCCAGUUUGAUACCGUCGGCUGGGUUGACGCUAUGAAGAAAGUCCUUGGCGCCCUCUUCGUGUCGUCAGCUGUCUUUCUGGGAGAAAGGGCCAUAGUCCAGCUGAUCAGUGUGACCUACCACCAACGGUCAUUUGCCAACCGCAUCAAGGACUCGAAACGCGAAGUCUACCUGCUUGGACUCAUGUACGACGCCUCUCGUACUUUGUUUCCCAUGUACUGCCAGGAAUUUGCCGAAGAGGAUUACAUCAUCAACGAUAGUAUCGAGCUGAUGCUCGGCGGCAAGAAAGGUCGCAAAGGUGGCGCUGCCACGCCAAUGAGACUGAUUGGAAAUGUCGGUCGAUUUGGUGACAAGGUCACGUCGGUCUUUGGUAACAUUGCGUCAGAAAUCAGCGGCAAACAGCUCUUCAACCCCAACUCGGCUCAUUCCAUCGUUGUCGAAGCUUUGGAGAAGGUUCGGACUUCGGAAGCUCUGGCCAAGCGUGUCUGGUUGUCUUUCGUUGUCGAGGGCAACGACGCUCUCUAUGUUGACGACCUGAUCGAAGUUCUUGGAGAAGCCCACCGCGAGGAAGCUGAGGAGUGUUUCGCUGCUAUUGAUUCGGAUAUCAAUGGCGACAUCAGUCUCGAUGAGAUGAUUCGCAAGGUCGUCGAGAUCAGUAAGGAAAGAAAGGCCAUCGGUAACAGCAUGAAAGACAUUAGUCAGGCUCUGGCUGUCUUCGAUAAGGUCCUGCUUUUCGUUGUCCUGCUCAUCGUCAUCUUCAUCUUCCUGGCCUUCUUCCAGAGUUCAUUCAUCACCACUUUGGCGACAGCCGGAACAGCACUUCUUUCCCUGUCAUUCGUCUUCGCCGUCACCACCCAGGAGUUCUUGGGCUCCUGCAUUUUCCUCUUCGUGAAGCACCCAUAUGAUGUGGGUGACCGUGUUGAUAUUGUUGGUCCGGAAAAGAUGCCGAUGGUCGUUGAGAGAAUCUCUUUGCUCUACACCGUCUUCAACAGAAUCGACAAGAUGCAGGUGGUUCAAGUGCCAAACAUCGCGCUAAACAACCUCUGGAUCGAAAACGUCACCCGGAGUAAUGCCAUGAAAGAGGUUAUCGACGUCAAUGUCUCUUACGACACGUCCUUUGAGGAUAUUGAACUUCUUCGCCAGGAAAUGGAGAACUUUGUUAGACACCCCGACAACUCACGCGACUUCCAGCCCGAUCUCGUCAUCGGUGUUGGAGGCAUUGGGGACUUGGACAAACUUCAGCUUAAGAUUGCCAUGAAGCACAAGUCGAACUGGCACAACGAGGCGGUACGGGCCACCAGGCGCAGCAAGUUCAUGUGCGCACUCGCACUCGCUCUGAAGAAGGUGCCGAUCUAUGCGCCAGGUGGCGGCGGCGAGGCUUUGGGUGGACCUACGAACCCUUCGUACUCGGUCACCGUCAGUGACCAAGAAGCAGCUCGAGCACGCGCCAAGGCAGACGACGACAAGGAUGCCAAGCGCAUGGUGCCUGCGCCGAAACCCGAGAGAAAUCCUUCAAACGCUUCGAAGGCGGGUAUUGCCGACUCAUCGGAGAUGGAAGCAGCACAAAACCUUAACACUUUGAGUGCCGCAGCUCUUGCAGCUGGCGAUGAUUGGGGCUUCAACCGCGACGACGACACUCUCAACUCGCGCGACCCAUCCAAUGAGCGCUUGGAAAAGAUUCGCUCGAACGACAUCGAGAGAUUACGCUCGGAUCUCCAUAAGACCGAGAGUCAACGUAGUGGGCGGAGAAAGGCUGGUGACACCCUUCCACCGGGUCAUUAUGGUGAUGGAAACGCGCCCGGUAUACAAGUGACGCAGCACACUCCCAUGCCUGGCUUUGAUGAGGAAGCCCAAAUUGGCGGUGCCAAUCCGUAUGCGGGGGGCCUGUACAACACUACCUCACAGGGACAAACCGCAUAUUCGGCAUACCAGCAGCCCGGGUUGCAAACUCGCACUUAUAACCAAGGUUCCAGUAGUGCGGCUGGCCCGCAAGCGUCUGGCACACUGCAAACCUCAACACCGUUGUCGGGCGCCAGAGCGAGAGGGGCUAGCGUAUCCAAAUCGCAGGACAACAAUCCCUAUGCGCAACGAUAA